Molecule: messenger RNA, 2498 nt
Organism: Saprolegnia diclina VS20
Lineage: Eukaryota; Oomycota; Saprolegniomycetes; Saprolegniales; Saprolegniaceae
Exons: 2
Coding region: 36-2351 (771 amino acids)
Source: RefSeq, a predicted model, not a curated record
CAAGUUGGCCAACGAGACGCCAGCAGCAGAUUGCGAUGGGCGGUGUCUUCAGCUCCAGCGCUGCCAGCGAGGUCGGCGCUGCCGACGCGCCGAGCACCCACGCGCAGGAAGCCGUGCGCAGCCCGCCUACCGUGCCCGCGCCCGUCGCCGAGCCUGGAGUCGCGCCUCGCCCGGCCCCGGAGAGCCGCGACGAGGCUCUCGACACCAGUGCCUCGACGCCACAGGACGCAAGCACGCUUUACGACGCGCUGCUUGUGCAUCUCGCGGCGUCUGUGCGAGCGGCGAUGAUCGUCCAGACCACGAAGAACCGGCGGCCGUCGUUCGCCGUGACCACGAUAGCGCGCAUGGUCGACGAGACGACGUACGUGCCGAGUGGCGAGAUCGCUGCCGUCACUGCAAUCAUUGUGGAGCUGCUCGCCGCCGAGCCGGGCAUCACGCUGUAUCCUUCGCGCCAGCAGUUUGUGUUGGAUGCGAUGCAACUCGCGCCAGACACGGACGCCACUAGCACGGACACACCCGACGUCUUGGACGCGCUGGUGCGACGCUUGGCGCAAGAGAUCGCGUCGAAACCCGUGUCGCACGCAGCCAUCUACAAGCGCGCGAGGAAUGCAGCUGCUGGCAGCGCUGGUAUCUCCAACAAUCAAGCCAAACGCAUUGUUGUCCAGCGUCUCAAAGCUCUCGGCUGCAUCGCAAAUGCGACGGAUGGCAGCCCCUGCCUUGCCAUCAACCCGGCGUGCUUGCACACCCCGGCUGCUGCCUUUGGCGACUUGACCUUUCUUCUCUCGCGGCCAGCAAUGCCGCGCCGUUGCCGUAUAGCCGCGCUAGCGCCAGCUUCCGACGCCUCGGAGGUUGUCGCGCGUGAGACUCGGCCGUGUGGUGACGCGGGUCGUUCGCUCUAUGACGCGCUAUUGGAUCACUUGAUCGUACACAUCCAUGGUGCAGUGCACAAGGCGAUCCGGGCCAAGAAGAGGGAGUUCAAGCUUGAGAAAAUUACGUCGAUGCUCACGAAAGCAGGGUACGUCGACGACGUGCCUCGUACAUCUGCGUACAUUCUGCAACGUCUCCUCGUCGACCCGAGCUUGCGACGCGGCGGUGCGCUCAACAAGAUGCUGGUCGCUGCGUCACCCAACGAUCUGCCGCCGCUGCGGACGAUGCCCAAGGCGACGAUCAAGACGAGUGUCUCUGCCCUUGUCGAGCAUUAUGGUCGGAAGAUUGCUAUGGCGCCGCAAGCGACGGCCCACCUUGUGGGAAACGUGCAGAAUCGCUGCGGGGAUGCAGCAAAAGCGCAGACCGUACUUAGCAUGCUGCGGGCGACAGGCUGCGUGACGGACGUUCUCACUGCGACAAAGAAGCAAACACCGCGUCUCGGCAUCAAUCCCGCUGUUGUCCGACGGCCGCUGGCGUCGUUCCAGCACAUGUCCUUUCUGCACUCCGUCUCCUCGGUGCCGGCGCUAGCGACCGCUCUUGCGCGAUCGGACGGCCCAGACGCAUGCAACGUGGCAAGCCGCGAGGCGCUUCAGCACGUUGUCAUCGAGCCUGCGACCGUAGCUCUUCCCCCACGUCCCAACGCGCGUCCGCUGGCACCGGAACCGACAGCACCGUCGCCACCAACUGUACACGAGCCAAGCCCGGUCAUCGACAGCACCAUCGAUGUCGCGACCGUCGUGGAGCUCUUUGAAGUCACGUAUCUCGAUGCGAUCCUGGCGUGGGUGCAAGACGGUGAAGUCUUUCAUGUCUCGUACAUUCGGUCCCAAGUCCGUCCGCUCGUGUCGCCCGACGUGCCCACGGACGCGGCGGUCGUGGCCAUUGUUGCGCGGUUGACGCAGCACCCGCAGCUCGAUUUUUGCGCCUCAAACAGGCCGUGCUUUGUCGGCAAAGGCUUUCCUCCGCCGGACGACCGCGUCGAUCUCACGCCGCCUCGCUCGAACAUGACGAUGGACGAUGACGACGACGUGUCGCUCGCGGAUAGUGACGAGGGUGGCGCGUCCGAGCCCGAGACGGAAGAGGCGGCAGUCUCAUCGCCAACCAAAGAUUCGUCGGGGGCCAACGCCCGCCGCGUCAUUGCGACCUACGUGCACGAAGUCGUCGCUAGCAUUGCUUUGGGAAAUGUCUACGACACGGCGCGUCUCGCGCUGGAGCUUGGGCGUUUGGCGCUCGACGACGUGGAGCUGGCAGACGCGGUCGACGCCGUCGCGUCGACUUUGCAGACGAUGCCACAGCGCAUCGACAGCACCAACAUCAAUAACGAGUGGACGUUCCGCCGAGCCAUUGCUCGCAGAGGUCCUACGACCAAAAAGCCAACGACGUCGGCCAAGCUUCCUGCGCGUAUGGCGCCAAGGUACACGAAGUAGAUAUCAUUUUGAAGCAUUUGAUUGGCUAUUUUCUUUGAAUUUUGGGCCAAUCCCACGCGAUUCUGGAUCAACCACCGCCGCCAAGCCGCCGAGCCGCUCGCUGCGUGCGCCAAAUCGAGUUGGAAAAUGAAAUCGCUUCUACGUGGC